AUGGAUGGGGGGAAGAUGCACCUGGAAGUGCAUCUUUGGGCUGGUGAAACAGUAGAUGCUGAGAAACUGCUCACAGUGCUCUUCCUUGUCAUUGCAGGUGUGCGAGUCCUCGUGGAUGCCAGAGAGAAACUCCAUAUCCCUUGGGGAGAUCCUGCCAACCAGAGCAACGGGGACAAGGUGAUGGCUUUCGACACCCGCGCAGUCACCGUGGUGCAGGGCAUGGUGGAGACCGGUGUUUUUUUGGACUACCUGCCGGCCAUCCGAGCCCUGUGGGCAGACAGUGGCAUCCAGCACGCGUACGACAGGCGCAGGGAGUUCCAGCUGGGGGAAUCUGUAAAGUAUUUCUUGGACAACUUGGAUAAACUUGGAGAACAAGAUUACCUUCCCUCACAGCAAGACAUCCUGCUGGCACGAAGGCCCACCAAAGGGAUUCACGAGUACGACUUUGAAAUCAAGAAUGUCCCUUUCAAGAUGGUCGAUGUGGGUGGCCAGAGGUCAGAACGGAAGCGGUGGUUCGAGUGCUUUGACAGUGUCACAUCCAUAUUGUUCCUCGUGUCCUCCAGCGAAUUCGACCAAGUGCUGAUGGAGGACCGGCAGACAAAUCGCCUGACGGAGUCCCUGAACAUUUUUGAAACGAUAGUCAACAACCGUGUGUUCAGCAACGUGUCCAUCAUCCUCUUCUUGAACAAGACGGACUUGCUUGAGGAAAAAGUACAGAAAGUCAGCAUCAAAGACUAUUUCCCAGAGUUUGAAGGGGAUCCCCACUGCCUAACAGAUGUCCAAAAAUUCCUGGUGGAUUGUUUUCGCACGAAACGCCGGGACCAGCAGCAGAAGCCCCUGUACCACCACUUCACCACUGCUAUUAACACAGAGAACAUCCGGCUAGUUUUCCGUGAUGUUAAGGAUACCAUCCUGCACGACAACCUCAAGCAGCUGAUGUUACAGUGAUGUGCAAAAAAAGACCGGUUUAUUUCAGUAACUCUUGUGUGUUGUUUAACUAGAAGUUUACAGCAGGAGUAGAGAAAUCCAGAUCCUGUCAGACUUCUUGAUAUGUGGCUAAAAGCUGCUGCUGAACACAUUAUUGCCAAUUUCUGCAGAAAUUCAGGCUUAAUCUCUUCCAGUGUAGCUUCAAGUUGACUCAAGUUGUAAUUUUAUAGCAGACCUAUGUCUAAGUUACCUGUAAAGUGGUAAAUUUGACCUUUUACAAACAUAUGUAUUAUCCUAGAAAAUCCAGAAUUCCAAGUUGAAACUUCAAUGAAAUUGUUGCAAUUAUUAUACUGUGGCAGUAGUUUAAAGUGGGGGGGGAGAGAAACUUUUCACAUCUAACUUCAUUGUAAAGACUGUGAUACCAUAGCUGACUUAUGAUUUCUCAGGUCUAUUUUUGGUUAGAAAUCCCAUCAAAUCCCUUGCUGGAAUCAUCUCUUUGAAGCGUGGGUUCCUGGCUGUAACGUACUUCCUGUUUAAGUAUAAAUCAUGGCGUUGGGUUGGAAUAGGAGAUGCUUUAAAAAUACAUAAAAUCAGGAGUUUCAGACAUAUCUGUCAGGAAGUGCUGAGUCCAGUGACGAGGGAUGAGUGGUUGGCACAGUACACGGAUUCACUCCGGAGGCGUCCGCACGUCCUGGAGCCAUGGCACAGAGCACUCUGAUCAAUCCUCUCGGCAUUCUGGUGUGGGAUGGGGGGAGCAAGCCCAGCUGGUGUUUUUUAUCUUCACUGACUAGAUGUUUACUGGAAGUAGCAGAUGUUACCUGUGGCUCACCUGUUCUGGAAGCGCUUUAACUUAGCACUGGUUUAUUUGAGCUCCCUGCCUCCUUCCCAGGUGCCUCCUCUGAGUCAGGAGCGUUUGGUGAUGGAGAGAAGGACUUGCAAACCUAAGUGCCUCCUUUGUUCUGUUCUCCUCUGGCAUUUUCAGUGGCCUUAUGAAUUCCCAGCAGAGGCCUUGUGUAGCUGACACCGUGCAGAUGAAUGUUUUCUUCUGAAGAAAAAUUAAAGACAGUGUUCCAGCAGAAUGUGCUUCGGCUGAUGAGGUUCUUUCUGAGACUUUCCAGUUGGGUCUAAGCAAUCCUAAGUGUACUUGAGCCAAAUAGGUUGCACAGCAUCUUCCAGAAUGCUGCUUGUGACUAUUUUACCCAAAGUCCUUUUGCAGUUUUGUUUAAUUUUCUUAAGGGGAACAUUGCCAUGUGAUUAAAAAAAGAAAUUACAAUAAUAAUAAUGAAAAAUAGUGAAAGUGAAGCAAUCCUGAUGUACCCCACAGCACACUGCAAAAAGAGAGUGAGAUUGUGAUACAAAAACCAGUGUCCUUGCCACGUUUCCCCCAGGCUGUAGUGUGGUGUGGGCAGCUCAGCUGCCACUUUCCCCCAUGGAAUUGGCCAGUUCCUGUGGAUCAUGCUGGUGGCCAAUCCUUGAAUACAUUUUUAUUCUCAUCCCACGAGCUGGGGGUGACAUGGUGGUGUCACUGCUGGGAGCAGUGGCCCUGCCAGGACAUAGGAAAUCUGCCUGUCUCCUGAACUUAGUCUUUGCUUACUGUGAUUGUAAGUUGUAUUAACAUCUCUGUACCUCGUUCUCCUGGCAGUAGAAGGGGAAUAGUGUAUUUUUAUUUAGUUAGGUGCUUUGAAAGACCUCUAUUUUUUUAUAUCAUCCAGCAAAUAGUCAUAGGGUAGUCUGUGAUUCUGGCCGUCAGACACUGUUUAGGGAGGAGAGAAUUCUAAAAAGAGCUUGGGAGAAGUCACAGUGCAGAGUCUAAACACAAUCCUCACGUCUGGAUGCAGCACUGAUGUCAGGAGGGUUAAUAGAAUCUUGGAUGGGGAUAUUUAAUAUAGACUUUGCCUCUACUGGACAGGGAUUAUUUCUGAUUUGGUGUGUUCAGGUUAUAUGUGAGCAAUUCAAGAAGGACAGUGAAGCAGAGACCUCUUUCAAGGACUGAGCAACACACCUGUGAUGGGAGCAGAAGUUCUCCUUUGGGCUAUAAAUGCGUCAUGAGCAGACACAAACCUCUGGUGGCCUCCAAGUCCAGUCUUGGAAAGCAGAAAACAAAUCCAUGCCCUUGGUUGUCAACAGGAGGAAGAGUUGGGUUGGUUUUUCCUUUGCUGACAGUUGUCUGAACAAGUGUCUUUUCAAAACAGAGACUUACCUCUGAUUAAAACAGUUGAUUUGGGGAAGUCUGCAGAAGGUGCUUUGGAGGGUGUCAGACCAGAUGAUUGCAGAAAAGACUGAAGGUAGUGGAUGAUAGGGUGAGUACCAGGGAUUUGUCUAAACUAAUUUAUGUGAAGUGUUGAUGAAUUUUUUGUCAAUUGAACCUGUUAAUGUACUGAAGAUUCUCAAAACUGAUGUCAGUCUAAGGAUGUAGCCAGGAUCACUGGGCACUUGUCCCCUUAGCUAAAGUGGGGAAAUCCUCAGCAGCUUCUCCCCAGAACCACCACAAAAAUCCCUGUUUUGAAUCCUUUGAGAUCACUCUCCUGUGAACCCCAGGGCCUGGAACAGAGCGAGGGGGACCCCCAUGCUGGGUCCCUCAUAGGCCUGGUAGAUAAAGCACUAUAUGAAUCUCAGGCAGAAAUGAAUUGUUCUAAUGAAAUAACUGAGUCAAAUCACUCGUGUUUCCCACUCCCAGUUGGUGAGAGGGGUGAGGCAAUGCACCUGGAUGUUCCUGUUUACAUGGUUCCUGUGUUACCCUACAGCCAAAAACCCCAAACCAACACCCUUGUCCAUCUUCAGGCUCACUCUUCAUGAGCUCCCUGAACAGAGCAACCUUGGGCUAUUGUGUUACCUGUUAGAUUUGUUCCUAAAUACCAUUUAUUUGUAGCAGGACAUAAAUCUGGUACAAGAGCUGAAGGGUUCAUGCUCUGAACAGGCUGAGUUUGUCCUGAAACAACCAGAAUUACAGUUUGCUGGUGAGAGUGAAGCUUCCUCAUGGAGACCAGUCUGUGGUACAAGGUUGGGAUGUAUUCCUAGUGAGGGUGGGAAAGCAGAUAGAAAGUGAAGUGUCCCAGAAAAUCAAGUUU
Molecule: messenger RNA, 3995 nt
Organism: Cyanistes caeruleus (blue tit)
Lineage: Eukaryota; Metazoa; Chordata; Aves; Passeriformes; Paridae
Source: RefSeq, a predicted model, not a curated record